GAAGUCUCCUUCCAACCCACACUGAGCUUCCGGUGUUUAGAGAUCUGAAGAUGCCUGAGCCCGCGAAGUCCGCUCCCGCCCCGAAGAAGGGCUCCAAGAAGGCGGUGACCAAGGCCCAGAAGAAGGACGGCAAGAAGCGCAAGCGCAGCCGCAAGGAGAGCUACUCGGUGUACGUGUACAAGGUGCUGAAGCAGGUGCACCCCGACACGGGCAUCUCGUCCAAGGCCAUGGGCAUCAUGAACUCGUUCGUCAACGACAUCUUCGAGCGCAUCGCGGGCGAGGCGUCGCGCCUGGCGCACUACAACAAGCGCUCGACCAUCACGUCCCGGGAGAUCCAGACGGCCGUGCGCCUGCUGCUGCCCGGGGAGCUGGCCAAGCACGCCGUGUCCGAGGGCACCAAGGCCGUCACCAAGUACACCAGCUCCAAGUGAAGUGGCCGUGCCAAGAGGAGGAGACCUGACGUCUUUUGUGCCACUCAUGAGUGCUGGAUGCUGUUUCUUUGACAAACAAGACAAUGAACGUGGGUGAUGCGAGCAGAUUAAUGACUGUAUUUUUAAAACUUGAGGAUCCACCGAGAAGCCUCUGGCUAAAAAUUCUAUGAAAAAUGUUCACUGUAGAAAUUUGUGAUAAGAAGGACACACAUAAGUAGAAAAUUAAAAUACUCUUAGCAAAAUUAAAAUACUCCUAGCAAAAGAAAGCUUUUAAAUGUUUGUGAAUAUAUAAUGUACAUAUAAUAAAAGUGUCAUGUAAAGCAAAA
Molecule: messenger RNA, 757 nt
Organism: Peromyscus leucopus (white-footed mouse)
Lineage: Eukaryota; Metazoa; Chordata; Mammalia; Rodentia; Cricetidae
Product: histone H2B type 1-C/E/F/G/I
Exons: 2
Coding region: 51-431 (126 amino acids)
Cellular component (GO): nucleosome
Molecular function (GO): structural constituent of chromatin; protein heterodimerization activity; DNA binding
Source: RefSeq, a predicted model, not a curated record